AGUCACUACAGUAUUUCAAUUCAGGCUAUCUAAAUGUAACAGUCGUUCAGUCUGGUUGACCAGAAAAAUGUAGCUUGGCAUCUGGACAAAACUUGAACUAUAGGAAAUAUUUUCCCAAACUACGGUCAAAAUGCUAUUGCUGUGUAUCCGACACCGCGUUAGUAAAAUCAUUGCUAGCUUAUCUUGGCUUGAAGGUUAUCUUUUUUGCGAACACCUACAGUUGUCGUUUUAUAGAACGCUUCUUAAUUAGGUAGCCCAAGGUAGUUUCCAUAAUGCGUUUUGUAAUCGCCUGUAUCAACGAUUGGAUCCGAUGCCAUUCGAACUAAUGAUUUAUUUCCAUAAAGCCAUUUUGUUGAGCAUCUUUACCUUAUUUUCCAUAGUUUUAUGCGUUUCGACCCCGUUGUCUGAUAGCAUAAACCUGAUUUCCACCGCCGCCAGCUUUCUAUGUAGAUGUCCUCUCAGAGCUUGCGAUCUAACGUCACUAACUCAAUUGUCUGAAUGCGGAAACUACGUAGAUAGAAAUUAUUCGAGCUAUUAAUGCAUAGCCUAGAUUCGCUUACCGUUUCUCAUCCAGUGAAUUCAAAAAGAACUCUAUUCACAGUUAAUAAGAUUUACUACACAUUGUGCUAAGUCAUUUAGAUAAUUUUAAUAUUGUAAGUUUACUACCGUUGGUAUUUAAUGAGCUACGCGCGUUGCAUGGAAGUGUUAGAUGAUUUUAAGAUGUGAAUUUUCUAGAACCAAUAUGGCAUCUAGACUAGUACGUUUGGAUAAAAUCGACUUAAUUUUAGAAAUCGUCUGUUUAAUCGGCAUUGUAUAAUCAGUGUGCGGGAUAAAUAGAUCUCGUGUGCAGGCACUUGCUACAAGAUAUGAUAGUUGCAGCAUGCGCCUCUUGAACAAAAGACGUGAAAUUCGUUCAUUGGAACAUUUUAUUCAUUCAUACAAAAAUAAGUAGCAGGCAAGGGGCAUCACACAGAAAAUGGGUAUGUUAAUUGGGAAGUUGUUUGUAAAUCUAUAAUUAUAGAUUGAAAUUGUGGACAACUGAAAUCCAAGGACAGGACUUUCAUGCCCAUCUUGACUGAAAAGAGGAACUUUUCUAUCACGAAUAGCUAUAAUUUAGCAUUCGAAUCUCUACCAAAGCUAUCUGUUUGAGAACAGCGACUAUAUAAUAAAUAAAUAAGAUAAUAAAUAAAUAAAAAAGAGAAAAUAAGGUAUAAUUAAUUCCGAACCAUCAAGUAAAGACUUCGAUGUGAGCACCAUGAUAGCAAGACGCAAGACAUGGCCUGCUAAAUACUGCGUGGCCAAUAUACUGCGUGCGCUGAGCACGAUCUUUGCAACUAGUAAACACAACCCGAUCUUUCUGUAAAUCGAUCGGUAAUAACAUGCGUGCACACACACACUUCUGAUUUUAUUGGUAGUUAACAAAUACUUAAUAAUUAAAAAGUAAAUUCUUUAGUAAAAAUAUGUAACUGUAUUGGCACAGAGAGCUUCGAUGGUCUGCAGAACACGGAUAAAUCAUAAACAAAGACGGUAAUCAACGUCAACUUCGCGCUAUCCAUAUGCUAGCCAUGGGUUACAAUACAUUUAGCGGCGUCACGCUUGCGUAUCAAACUGCCAUCAGUACAACCUUGACGAUUUAAAGGAGGAUUUAGAGUCUACUCGUUUCGCGGUGUUCUACGUUAUAGGUCGGUAUAUAUCUUCUCUAAAGCUGUGGUUAAGUGUUUGUUGUGCUGCCUAUCUUGGAUCACGCCCGAAGUGUAACCUAGUCAAUAAUUGACUCUUUUGAGCGCUGAAAGUCCAUGACGGCCGUCGACAGAUUAUUGCUCUCUUCCGCUGUAUUCGAUUACGAUCGAGAUUUCUGAUCGCUUGAAUACCCUGAUAGUGCUUUACGCAGUAACGAAGGAAUGCAAACGUUGCUGUCGCUAUAUCCUGAACUUCGUUUCGGGAAAUCACGGAAUCGGAUACACACAGUAUUGUCUUAUUCAUCUGUUUUGAUACAACGAAGCGUCCCUGCCGCGACGCACACAAAUCUGAUUACAAGAUUAGAGCGUAAGUGCGAUAUUGAUAUUCUCAAGAAAUGGGAAUCCAUGCUAAUGUUUAGUGUUGCUUUGAAAAAUUUAAACAUCGCAGUACUAAACGAAGAUAGGGAUCUUCACUGUGUGAGGCUAUCUCCGUCAGAUUCAGUGGGGUGUGAUCAAUUUUGCAAGUAAUGCUCCUCUCUUGUUACGAAACAAAUGGUAUUCUUAUGCAUUCUUUAAAAUGUCAACAUUUGGGAUAGGCCCAGUUCGGUCCCAUGCACUAUUGCGACAGGGCAAAAGACCAUUCGGUUCGCAUUGCAAAGCGAUUAGAUGGAUACAUCAAUAAGGCAUUUAUUUGCACCUUUCAAAUCCAUACCGUGGUGACAACUAACUUCAGCUUCCUGUAUGCUGUAAGGUGAAAUUGUCACAAAGCAAAAAGCAACUUAACUUUCCAGAACUUUCGAGCUGCUUCACGGGCGCAUGGUGCAUGGCCUAUGUCUCAGUUGUAGGCCAGCAAGCACCUGCCUGGCGCCGCUAUGCCUGCCUCAACCGAAAAAAGCCACUCAAAAGUGGGCAGCGUCGGCCGCCGACUAACACCAUGCGAUGCAUGUAAUAUGUUUUGUCCACGUGUCUAUAUUGCUGCCUGCGGGCACGCCUAUUGCGUGGGAUGUGCUGUCGUUCAACAGGAAGAACACGGUCAACUCCGUGUUAUGUGCAACGAGUGCAAACGGAGAGUGAUUGCAGACCUCAUUGAGAUGAAGGACCAACUGGUCGUGCGCGAUCUACCUUUUGCAUUGUGCCCCGGUCGGGUCCAUCUAAAACCGCUGGGCGGUCUCGGCCGUCGCUUGACGCCUUGUGAUGCCUGCAACAUGUUUUCUCCACGAGUGUAUCUCUGCGCAUGCGGGCAUGCCUUUUGUACUGGGUGCGCAAUUGUUCAUAAAGAGGAAGAAGAAGGUGCAGGGUUGAAGGCGUUCUGUCUCGAAUGCAAAAAAAAAGUCACUACUGAUCUCAUCGAGAUAAAGCCAAGUUUGCUUCGACAGAUGCGUUUCGUGUGUUCCUGCGGAAGGGAGGGGACGCUCGAGCAAAUAAAGGAGCAUCUGUGGGAGUCUGCAGAGUCUCACAAUGUGACUGACGUAGCCUCAAAAGGAUCAAUAGAUGGUCCGUUUGGAGCGGAGAGCUUACUUCACAGUUUACGCGAUGAGGUGCUAAGUCUGAAAUUGCAACUACGCACUCUGGUUGGCGUAGCAACCAAGAAAUACUUCUGGGUCGAUUUGCAGAAGAUCAUAGACGAACACGAGAAGUGA
This is a messenger RNA of Varroa destructor (honeybee mite), 3319 nucleotides long. RefSeq lists its product as uncharacterized. NCBI's taxonomy places the organism in Eukaryota, Metazoa, Arthropoda, Arachnida, Mesostigmata, Varroidae. The record is from RefSeq and is a predicted model, not a curated record.